Gregarina niphandrodes is the source of this 708-nucleotide messenger RNA. RefSeq lists its product as hypothetical. The transcript has a single exon. NCBI's taxonomy places the organism in Eukaryota, Apicomplexa, Conoidasida, Eugregarinorida, Gregarinidae. The coding region runs from base 1 to 708 and encodes 235 amino acids. The record is from RefSeq and is a predicted model, not a curated record.
AUGAAGAAGUCGCGUAAAGUCCUGCUCACUGGCGCUGCUAUCACCCCCUCACUAGUCUGCCACAGCAUCCGUGUGGGCGCAAUCGCAGAAAAUGGCGGCAAGGAGAUUAUUCCGAACCUGAUUUACAUGUUAACGAACGAAUUCGUACAGUAUUGCUCGCUGGAGGAUUAUGACCGUCUGAUUCCCAUGGAAGCUCGGGAAGUUCUCAGGGAGAAAUCGCUGUACGAUAAAGAGGACAUCGAUCAGCGGAUUGAGACGCGUAGGCUGCUAUUCUGGCGCAACGCGGAGGACGGCGCUGCUAAAGUUGCAAUGGAUAUGGCGAAUAAGCUUGCGGAGUUUGGGAAUGGUCUUGACGACUUCACAGAUGUAUCAAGGGACGACUUUGAAGACAUGGUGAAUGUACGAGGCGAUCGCGAGGGUGACUAUCUUGCGGACAUGUACAUCGUUACCUGGAAGGCCGAGACAGAGACGAAAAAGGCCGUGCUGAAGCUAACCGGAUGUGGUGAAGCAGGAUGUGGUCACUUGUUUAAAGAAGUAAGAGCGUACUGCAGACUGAAGGAAUGUAGACAUGUACUGAAGCUGUAUCAGUAUGGCAUGUACUAUGACCAUCAUCGUGUCGGGUUAUGCAUCCUGACUGAGCUCCUGCAAGGCGUAGAUAUGAUUGUCCCCGUCACUGGGAAAAGAUCAAGGAAGCUUACGCAUGCCUAG